AUGAGUCUUGCAAAGGUUCGCGGUAUGUUUGAGGAUGUGAGUAAGCGUCGACGUCGUGGAUGGAAUGGCUCCCAAUACUCGGAAUCUUCCGGUACAAACUUGUUCGACCCCACCCCAUCCUUCUCAACGCAGCAGAGGGACGAAUUCGACAACGAGAACGCCAACAAGCCUCUAUCGGACGCCGAAAUGCUGGAACGAGCUCGAGUCUCUCACAUGAACGUGGAUUUUGAUGCUCUUUCGGCCGGUCCAGAGAAAGGUGGGCCUUGGCAUCGGGUCGAAGCUGCUGAUCGGUUUGUCGUGUUCAAGCGUCCGUCUUCUGCACCAGCAAACGGUAUUCGCGUUCCUGGACUUGAAGUCAUGUGUGCUGGACGACUUGAUGCGAGUAUUGAGGAAGUGGCCAGCGUUCUUCGCUCCAACUCGGAAUUUGAUCUUGCCAGCACCAUGGAGGGGCUUCACGCUAAGAAUUAUAUAUUUGGAUCUCUCGAUCGCGACGUACCGUGCUCAGACGAGCAGCAACAGGAUCAUGAAUCCGACGUGAAUGCCAGUGAACAACUCAACGUCAAGACCAGUAGUUUUAUGCGUACAAAUCUCUUCUCACGCAACGAGCAAUGGUGCUUCACGGACUUUUUCCAACGGAAGAAAGAGCGGGAUGGAUUCACCAUCUCUCAACGUGCACUGCCUCCUUUUGAGCCAACUCCAGGUCGAGUGGUUGGGGAUAAUGCUCGUGUAGAUCAGCUGCACGGUCUCAACGCGUCGUACUUGGUUGACCAGCUUCCGGAUCGAAAGGGGCUUCGAGUCGUCUACAACGCAUGGUUCGAGGACGUGAUCAAAGAUUUUGAGGACUAUUUUACAAAUAGUGAGCGAAGUAUGUCAAGUCGUAGCAGCAGUCGACGGAGGAGCUCCGGUUUGAGUGUCACCUCAACGUCGAGUACGUCCAGUACGCUUCCCGACGAGACCAGUGGUGUUAAAGCUCAGAAACGUCGACUACGGUCGCUGGCUCAUGGUAUCACGAAACUACCGGAGCUUAUUCGACGUAGACGCUUUGGUAUCCAAGUUCCGGCAGACUUUGAAAUGGUACAGGUAGCUAACACACGCUGUCCGUGCUGUACGCACAGUUUGGCUCCAGUUAAGAUGUCAUUGUCUAUGGCAGCUUCGGCUAUUGCAAAGCGAAGUCUUCGCUCGCUUAAAAUGGACACGAGACGUUGCUACCUAUGCGGGUACCUCGUGUGCAUUGACUGCUGGAAUGCAGAGUACAUGGAGAGUACAGUUGGUCGUGUAGCUGCUAUUGUGGUCUGCACUCGGUGUCACGCUUGCGUCAAGGCCUGUGAUUACUCAGAAGUGUGCGAUCCAGACAACAAUACCAUCCACAAAGGACCAGUCAAGGUUGUCGAAGAUAAACGCGACGAUUGUUCAGCAUCUUUGCUAACGGAUUUUCUAGCAGCCUCGUUAGUGAACGAAUCGGCCGGCAGUGCGGACCGUGCGGCCGUGUUGUCUGUUAUUCGGAUGCUUCUCCGCCAAAAUGAAGCCACAGAUACUGAAAGUGAUGAAACCUACGAUGAUAGCGACGACGAAGAUUGCAACAACGAAAACGUUUCGGUGGACGAGCUAGGCAAAUUCUUGAGCGACGAAGACCAGCUACCAGAACUGGAAUCUUGUGUAGUUGCCAGCGCUGAGCGCCGUGAAUACGUAAUUGAUCUACCAGAUGAUCCAACCACAAUGGUACCGUCCAGUGUGAUCCCAACCCAUGAAGACGUUCGUCUCAAAGUCGUCAAUGAUAACGGACUAUUGCUGCUUGCCUACCAGCUAGCACCACUACACUCUAUCCCUGAAUCGUUCGACCACGCCUGUGACGUGCGCGACCUUGACUUGCUGUGCCAACUAGCAGUACGUGCAACAGGCUGCUCCGACUCAUUUGUGACGGUCAUGGGCGUUAAGCACAACCACGUUCUAGCUGCUACAAACCCAGGCUUCCACCACGCUGCGGUGCCUCGAGAACAAACUAUCUGCCAGCAUACUGUCUUGACCACCAGACCGUUCCUGGCGACACACCCAGAGGCCGACGUACGCUUCCACGAGAUCGUGGCGGUCAAGGCGCUUUCAAUCCGAUUCUACGUGGGGUUUCCAGUGACGGUGUCCACACAUGAUGCUUUUGGGAAUGAGGUGGAGAUCCCGGUUGGUACGCUGUGCUGUAUUGACUCAACCGCUCGUGCUGAGCUCACGCGCUCUCAAUACGCAACCAUGAAGCGGCUUACAGACACAGCGUCGAGGUUGCUUCAACUAAAGGGGAAACAACUUCGAGACCAACUUGGUCCGGAGACGACGGUACCAACAUGA
Messenger RNA from Phytophthora nicotianae INRA-310, 2334 nucleotides. RefSeq lists its product as hypothetical. The transcript has a single exon. The record is from RefSeq and is a predicted model, not a curated record. NCBI's taxonomy places the organism in Eukaryota, Oomycota, Peronosporomycetes, Peronosporales, Peronosporaceae. The coding region runs from base 1 to 2334 and encodes 777 amino acids.